Messenger RNA from Mercenaria mercenaria, 3968 nucleotides. RefSeq names its product feline leukemia virus subgroup C receptor-related protein 2-like. Gene Ontology annotation, molecular function: heme transmembrane transporter activity; heme binding. The transcript has 11 exons. The record is from RefSeq and is a predicted model, not a curated record. Lineage: Eukaryota; Metazoa; Mollusca; Bivalvia; Venerida; Veneridae. Gene Ontology annotation, cellular component: membrane. Bases 888 to 2315 code for a protein of 475 amino acids. Gene Ontology annotation, biological process: heme export; transmembrane transport.
AAAAUGGUGAGAUUUCAAAGCAUGCUUUACAGCUAUGUUUAUAUAAAUCUCAAGUCAAUCUGUGCUAUAGAUAUAAAGUAGCAAAGUUUACUGGGCUAAGCUAAACCUUGAAGACAAAAUAAUACGAAUAAAAUAUAUCUCUGAUGCCAUUUAUAAACACUUAUAUUAAAUGACUUGCUACAUAUGUCCGUGGGGGUCACUAACAACCCCAAUAGUUACAACUUAUUAACUCUGUAAAGAGAAAUAUGCACGAGUUCUGCAGCGGAAAUAUUGCUCGACUUUAGGAGCGCAAUUUUAUUCGACUAAAGAACGAGUGCAUAUUUCUGGAUGCAAACCUAAUAAUCUUUUCAUUACAUACAUAUCUACACAUAUGAAUAUUAUAUAAAUGUUGCAAUUUUAUUCAAUUACCUAAAUAAAAUUGAUAAUAUUGACGUAGUCUAGAUAGAUAAUUUAACGCAGUUUAAAUAAAUAAAGGGCAUGGAACAUUACAUUACGAUAAUUGUCUUUUUAUAAAGUUACAGCAGAAAUUAAAAAGGUAAAAAUAAAACUAUUUUAUCACAAAAAAUAUAAAUCCCUUUAUUUGUAUAUAAAACGUUAGACAGGCAACGAGAAAUAACAAUAAAACAUCUAUAUGCAUCAGGGGGACAAUGUUAAGAUAAAAAUAAAAAAAUACCUUGGUCUGCAGUAUAUCAUUCUUGACAUAUGAUACUUUUUUUGUAGUUGCAUACAGUUAUUUCCCUCUAUAUAAUUCCCACCAUUUACCUGUGAACGAUGCAUGAAUGAACAUACUGACAAAUUAUUCUACAUUGAAGAGGACUACUGUCUAAAGGGCCAGGUCGUCUGUGGAGUUCGUCUGCUGAUAAAUUGACAAGGUACUUCCGCCAAUAAUGUCAGCAGAUUCCAUUUCACCAGAAACUCGCAUCAUGGACAAACAGAACAUUGCUCCGAAAGAGUAUACCAGACGGUGGUUUAUGCUGCUGUUGUUUGCGGCGUAUUCCUUCAGCAAUAAUUACCAGUGGAUUCAUUUGAAUAUAAUUGGAAAUGUCAUCAUGAAAUAUUACAACGAGAGUCUCCCGGGAGAUACUUUCCAGCAAGAAUCAGCCAUUGAUUGGCUCUCUAUGAUUUACAUGUUAGUUUAUAUUCCUUUGAUAUUUCCGGCAACAUGGCUUCUAGACAAGAAAGGUCUUCGAUUGAAUAUGAUCUGUGGAGCGUUUCUGAACGCUUUAGGCGCUUGGAUUAAAUGUGCAUGUUUAGCACCAGACAGAUUUGCGGUCCUUAUGUUUGCUCAGACGCUAUGUGCCAUAGCGCAGAUCUUUAUACUAGGCAUUCCUGCUCGCCUUGCAGCUGUCUGGUUCGGACCCAACCAAGUCUCAACGGCAACUUCAAUUGGAGUCUUUGGAAAUCAGGUUGGAUGUGCAGCUGGUUUCCUUAUACCCCCAUUACUGGUUCCCAACAGCGAGUCUUUUUCUGAGAUCAGGCAAGGUUUAGGUAUAAUGUUCUACAUGUGGGCCGGCGUAACCACAGCCUUAUUUAUAAUAAUUGUUACUGUAUUUAAAGACAAGCCACCGAUACCGCCGAGCAAGGCACAGAUGCUCGCUGAACAGGGUUCUAACAAGGAGAAUUACUUCCGCUCACUAAAGAAUCUCUUUCAUAACCGCAAUUUCAUUUUAUUGUUGCUAACUUACGGUAUCAACACUGGAUGUUACUACGGUAUUGGGACGUUGCUGAACCCAAUCAUAUUGCACUACUUUCCAGGACAUGAACAGAAUGCCGGACAAAUAGGCCUUGUAUUAGUGUUGGCAGGAGUGGUCGGUUCUAUAGUGGCUGGUAUAUGGUUAGACAGGACUAAAUCAUUUAAACCAACCACUGUAGGUAUAUACUUCCUCUCCAUGGCCGGUAUGGUGGCUUUUACGUUUACAAUGGAUGUAGAUCUGAUCUGGGUGGUGUUCAUUACCUCAGCAGCUUUAGGGUUUUUUAUGACUGGUUAUCUGCCCGUUGGAUUCGAAUUUGCGGCUGAGAUCACGUAUCCAGAGUCAGAAGGAACAUCUUCCGGUCUUCUUAAUGCUUCCGCUCAGACAUUUGGUAUUAUAGUAACCAUAGGGAUGCGUGCACUAUUCAACCGAGUCAGCGUUUUAUCAGCCAAUAUAACUGUUUCAGUUGUCCUGUUGGUAGGGACAGUCAUAACAGCAUUUAUCAAAGCAGACUACAGACGUCAGGAAGCGGGUAAAAAGACUGCUGAAUAUCUGAAUGUUCAUGUUGAUGUGAAUAUGACAGAUAAAGACAAGGAAAACGAGGAAGAAAAUAUGAAAGAUUGAUAGCAAAGUUAUGUUUUUUGUUUUAUAAUUUUGUUACGGAUAUCGUUAUUUAUUGGAGAUUGUAGUAGAUGAUUGAUCCACCUUUACCAUAACAGAGGCUUUUACUUGAUUUGUCUUUAAAUAUAGAAGACAAUUCUAUUCAUGUUAUACAUCAUUCCGAGUAAUUCCGAGGGCGGUUAUAUAUAGGAACGUUUUUAAAAGUUCCAAAUGUCGUGGUUACAUUUAUAUUUAUCAGAGGAAUGUAAUAAACAUAUACGUUCAUUUUGUAAAGCUAAAAUAUAACUUCAGACAAAAUUUCACUCUUCCCUACUACAAAACUCUGUUGUUGAUUGAAUCCUAUAUGUGGUUGCAUUUGAAUUAGUACCACGUCUAGAUGUGCAUAUUCCAUGUUGUUUUGGCCACAAAACUCAAACGAACGCCUUUUCGUGAACCACCCAAGACAUUAUCUACUGGUUAAGUUGUCGGGUGGUAAUUUUUUUUAUACUCUUAAUGCUACAAACAUGCUUCAAACAUAUCAGUGAAACUUGUAGAAAUGACAGUAAAUCUUUUAAAAGUCACAUCUUUAUUGCAAAAGUCUGUUUUCUGAUGUAUUUGACGCACAUGUAAAAACGAAGUUAUUCGCUGGACACCUUAACCAUUGAUAAAGUUUGCAGCAUCUCGGUCUAGAUGGAUUACGUGCAAACUGCGUUUGCAGCAUUCUUCAACGGACCAUACUGAAGAACUGUAAGUGGGUGUCAGCAAGAGAAUAGAACAUACAUUUGGAAAAUUAUUUCGUAAACAUUUUGAUGAAUUUUUACGCACUAUAGUCUUUAGCCUUUAGCUUGUUUGACCUCAUAACGCUUGUUCAAAUGGUUACUGCUUGACCGUGCCUAGGUGUGCUAAAGUUAAAAAUCCUUUAAUCAUACUUAUUGAUGAUGUUCAUCGAAAUUGAUCGUAUUCAAAUGUGUACGCUUUUCUGUCAUACUAGGGGACACCGGAGCUAAUAUGUAUACAGUCAAGCUUUGUUCGCCCGAACUAAAAAAAAAACAACCAAAAAAAAACCAAAAAAAAAAAAACCAAACAACUCGAAAAGGUGUGAUUUACGCUAUAAUGUAGUCAUCGGGACCAGAGAUGCGGUUCGAGCCAUCAGUGUUGGAGCGAUCAGCGGUAGAACAAUAUGCCUUAUGUAGAGAUUUUGUCGGGACCAGACAAUAAGUUCGAGCGAAUGGAGGUAUUCGAGCGAUCCAAGUUCGAGCGAACUUAGUCAGACUGUAUAUAUAAACUUUAAAAGACUGCUUCUGCUUAACUUGACCAGAGGCCUCUCAAAGAUAGGUUCCUGUAACUAUAAAAGCGGUUGCAGGAACUAAAAUCAGAAAGAAGACUGCUCUGCGGCGAGUCGCCACAGUUGGUCAGAAGUGUCAUUGUAGGGAGCAUAUUCAAGUGUAUUUUAAAUGAAUUCGCCUGUUUGCUUUUCUGUAUCAUAUUUCAGACUUUGAAAUUUUCAGGCAAAUUAUGUAACGCACUCAUUACCCUUGAUGACCGAAGUUAUCAGAUUCAAAACAAAUAUAUUCAAAUGUAAAUGGUCCAAAUCAGGUGAGCAACUAAUGACCGUCAUUGCUUUUUUGUUGCAAAUAACCAUGCAUAUGCUUACAAAUAAAUGAAUCUGUGAAUUCA